AUGAACUGCAAUACAGCUCGGGACAGAGAGACUUACAGGUUCUACCAAGCUGCCAUAAAUGCCCUCGAGCUUCGUCUCGUUGAAGACGCCCCGGGCUGUACUGUUCCCCCGGUGGGCUUCGUCCCGCGGGCUUGCAAGGAUACGGCUUUGACAGCUUUUGCCCAGCUUGGCGCCCUGCGUUUGAAUGCCCACCGCGGCUUGAUCUCCUUGCUGGACGGCAAGUAUCAGUACAUACUCGCCGAGGCGACCCGGACGCUUUCACUACUUCCAACCAUCGAACCCGACCCAAACGACAAUCUGUGGCUUGGAAGCGUCAUCAUAUCCCGGAGCAAAGGCAUCUGCGAACACGUCCUAAGCCUCGGAGAUGUACUCCAAGGGCCUAUCUACGUUGGCUCCGACAUCCCGGCGGUAAUAAUCAACGACCUCGCUGAAGAUCCGCGCUUCAAAGACAGGUCGUACGUCCUCGAGGUGCCCAAGGUUCGGUUUUAUGCUGGCGUUCCCCUACGGAGCCCCUGGGGGACCAUCAUUGGCGCCUUCUGCGUCUUCGGACAUGAGCCUCGAAAUGGGUUGGCGCAGGAGGAGCUUCUUGCCCUUCAGGGCAUCGCAACCACAGUCAUGGCAUAUCUUGAAACCAGCAAAGCUAAAGAGGGUCACCGAAGAUAUGAACAGAUGCUGCAUGGCUUGACGUCUUUCGUUACGGGAGAGACAUCCAUAAAAUCGCUUGACAAUUCCAAACGCACCACUCCGGGACGACCUCUUCCAGGCCGGCAAAACUCCAGCAGUAGCGUCAACGCGGGCAGCAGCUCCGAGGACCCAGGAAAACCGACGGCAGGUGUACGCAACACGACGGCUCAGGGGAUCCAGAAUCCAAAAGGCAAGAAAAGACCCAGUGUCCUCAGCACAUCUACUGGUACAGCUCGCAAAAAGUCGACCAUAAGUCUUCAGGAAAGCAUGCUCCCAUCGGGCUCCAAGAACAUGUUCUCAAGAGCUGCCAGCAUCAUGCGGGAAAGUAUCGACGUUUGCGGCUGCAUCAUGUUCGAUGCUUCUUUUGCCACUUACGGCGCAGCCAUCGAUUCACCCUAUGGAGCGGCCUCGGUCAAAUCCCAGUUGAAAGGCGCUGGUACCUUCUUUGCUGACACGUCCUCCAAUCGCGGCCCCGGAGGCGACGAGUCUUCACCGCGUGGAGAGCCCUUUGGUCCCGGAAUACAGACGUCGAGCUCGGAGGGGGACGGCCUGUCCGAUAAAAAGAUGUGCGAGGUCCUCGGUCAUUCUAUCAAAGAGGGUGCAAGUAUGCCGGUGGACGACUCCGGGUCAUUCUGUCCCAAUCUUGCGGAGAAAGACCUCAAGAAGCUGCUGAAGAGAUAUCCCCUGGGCCAUAUCUUCAAUGUGUCUGGGCUAGGGGAUAUAUCUUCGUCUCAAUCAUCCGACAGCGUCCCGGAGAUGGCCCCCAGCUCGAAAGUCAUCGGUUCCAAAGACUCGAGAGCGCGGGGAUCAAGAAAGGUCCUCGGGGACAGAGAGAGCAGCCUACUCCAGAAGUUGCUCGCGACCACACCAGGGGCGAGGAGCAUCGCUAUCCUACCUCUUUGGGACUAUCAGCGAAGUCGAUGGUUUUCCGGUUGCCUCUGCUGGACGACCGAGCAAAGUCGGAUUCUUUAUCCAGACGUCGACCUCAUCUACCUUCAGGCCUUCGGCAACAGCGUUAUGAUGGAACUCUCCCGACUUGACGCCGUCACUUCCGACCGGGCAAAAACCACGUUCGUGGCGUCUAUCUCGCAUGAACUCAGAUGCCCGCUACAUGGAAUACUCGGUGGUGUUCAAUUCCUGCAAGAUACUCCUCUCGGCGCCUAUCAGGCCGGCAUGCUAGACUCUGUGGCCAUGUGUGGAAAGACCCUGCUGGACACGAUUGACCAUGUUCUUGAUUUUUCCAAGGUCAACACUUUCACAAAGCAGCCGCUGAAAGCCGCGGGCAGCCGUCGACAGGAGCCAAUAGAUUUGAUGGUCCGCAAAGGCAGCCAGAGUCUGAGCGAGCCAGCAAAUUUGUUUGCAAACGUUGACUUGGCCCUGCUCACGGAAGAAGUUGUUGAGGCCGUGUUUGUAGGGCAUAGCCACCGAGGAGCUCCCAUCAGACUUGAGCAGGUGAAUGACCAGGCCAAGGCGUGGCCAUCACCUGGUAUAGCAUUGCAUCAAGCUUCUUCGAGGACGAUGCCGCAAGCAGACAACCUUGAAAGAAAGAGCGAUUCGGUUGUCCGCCUGAUCCUGGACAUCCCUCACCGUCAAAACUGGACCGUGACCACUCAGCCAGGCGCGUGGAGAAGAAUUGUGAUGAAUCUUGUCGGCAACGCUCUGAAGUACACCACAUCUGGAUAUAUCCGAGUAUCCAUGCGGACGAAACAAGCCGAGAAUAACCCCCGCCAAGACCCCAACAAGAUCAACGUCAUGUUGACGGUAUCGGACAGUGGAAAGGGCAUAUCAGCCGAGUACUUGAGAGGCGGCCUGUGGCGACCAUUCUCUCAGGAGGAUUCCUUCUCGCCCGGAACCGGACUUGGUCUGAGCAUUGUGCGCCAAAUUGUCCAGGGGUUGAGAGGAACUAUCGACCUGAAGAGUGAAGUGCAAGUAGGUACUGAGGUAAAGGUUGACCUGAGCCUUCCACUCGCGGAGAACUCGCCAGGGCCGGACAACGAAGACCGUUACCUCCCCCUUGUCGCCUCCCAAGUGCGAAAUCAUCCGAUAUGCAUUCUGGAAACGACGAGUUCAGAUGAUCUUGACGACUCCGCCCCUCUUGUGCAGAAAGCCCGCCACGAUCUUGGUGUUGCCGUGUUAAGAACCUUGAAGGGAUGGUUCGGCGCCGAUGCGGUAGUGUCAAAUCUGUUCACAGCGCUCUCGGCAGAUGUGAUCUUCUGUCUUGAGCCCCGGCUAGAAUUCCUUUCUACAUUGAAAAGCAUGCUCUCGCCAGAGAAGAAGCCGCUGGUCAUAUUCAUCGUUCUGCACGCGGCCGAGGCGGCGAAGCUGCGGUCAGACCCACGUGUCCUUUGCAGCAAACUCAUUGUUGACAUCAUCACCCAGCCAUGCGGGCCCCGGAAGCUUGCAAAAGCACUCACUCAGGAUCUGGACCACCGGGACAGGCAAAUGCCCCUGACCAUUACGCCUUUGGCUUCUCCAACAGAAGGUACUCCUGGGGACGUCUCACCGACCAUUGAGUGGAAGAGCCCGGCCUGGCGCCCGACGCACUUUGGAAACGCUCCAUCCAACUCUCGCGCACGAACAAACUCCAUCCUCGAUCACGACACGAUACCACGCACUCUCGCUGACAAGUAUUCCGCCAACACAUCCGUGCAUGAGCCACCAACCACCAGUCAUCUCCGCAUACUACUUGUUGACGACAACCGAAUCAAUCUCUCACUCCUCACGGCCUUCAUGCGACGCUACAACUUUGACUACCAAGAAGCCAUGAACGGCCUCCAAGCGGUUGAGAUGUACAAGCAAGCCGGCGGGCAGUUCGACUACAUACUGAUGGACCUCACGAUGCCAGUCAUGGACGGCAUGGCAGCGACGCGCGAGAUCCGCCGGCACGAGCAGCGCGAGGGCCUGCAGCCGACCAUCGUCAUCGCGCUGACGGGCCUGGCGUCGGCCGCGGCCCGCGUCGACGCGCUCAACAGCGGCAUCAACUUCUUCCUGACCAAACCCGUCAAGUUCCAGGCCUUGCACCACAUGCUCAAGGGCGUGACUGCCGGCGCUGUGGCGCUGGGAGGGCCGGCGUCGCCGCCGUCGUCGUCGUCACCGCCAAUACCACCACUGCCGUAG
Messenger RNA from Diplodia corticola, 3801 nucleotides. Its product is annotated as hsp90-like protein. Gene Ontology annotation, biological process: phosphorylation; phosphorelay signal transduction system. The coding region runs from base 1 to 3801 and encodes 1266 amino acids. Lineage: Eukaryota; Fungi; Ascomycota; Dothideomycetes; Botryosphaeriales; Botryosphaeriaceae. Gene Ontology annotation, molecular function: phosphorelay sensor kinase activity. The record is from RefSeq and is a predicted model, not a curated record. The transcript has 8 exons.